Messenger RNA from Pogonomyrmex barbatus (red harvester ant), 705 nucleotides. RefSeq lists its product as uncharacterized. The record is from RefSeq and is a predicted model, not a curated record. Lineage: Eukaryota; Metazoa; Arthropoda; Insecta; Hymenoptera; Formicidae.
AUGCCACACGUGAUACUUAAUGACGUUAACAAACUGUCGCUUCUGCGAACGUUGGACAGUGGACGAUAUCUGAACAUGGGCUUUCGUUCGUGGGAUCUGUACGAAUUUCCGCUGUUGCAAAGUACGACCAAGCAUUCCUGGGCGGUAAAAGCGGCGACGCAAUUGGAGAAACCGCGAUACGUGAUAUUCGCGCUACAGACCGGAAGGAAAAACGUACCGUCGGAAGACGUUUCUAAAUUCGACGAUUGCAAGCUGACUAAUAUAAAACUCUAUUUGAAUUACGAAUUCUAUCCCUACGACGAUAUAAAUCUAGAUUUCGAGCGUAACAAACGAAAUUACGGGUGCGAGACCUGCGAACCGUUCAUGACUGUCACUAGAUUUCUGCAAUACGGUCCGCUAGUGGUCAUCGAUUACUCCCGCCAGAACGAAUCGAUCAAGAGCGCCACCGUCGACGUUCGCGUAGAAUUCGAAUGCAAAGAGAACGUUCCGGCUAACACAACGGCUUAUUGUCUCAUCAUUCACGAUAGAGUUGUAGAACGGAAAAAUCUAAAGCGCUGGAUAACCUCCAAUCAUCACGGCCUGCAGUGGAGCGACGGCGACGUCGCGUACAGACUCUCGAAGCACGUGAUUCGAAACGGCGUGUGCGAUCAAUCGCGAGACGCGCCUAAACGAGUGUACGUCAAAGGCUUGGAGAAAAAGAAGUAG